This is a messenger RNA of Mya arenaria, 1731 nucleotides long. Its product is annotated as hemicentin-1-like. Bases 1 to 534 code for a protein of 177 amino acids. The record is from RefSeq and is a predicted model, not a curated record. NCBI's taxonomy places the organism in Eukaryota, Metazoa, Mollusca, Bivalvia, Myida, Myidae. The transcript is spliced from 6 exons.
AUGGAUUACCUUAAUGCAUACAAAUAUAUAUUUUUAAGUUUGCAUUUACUUAUUAUUCAACAAACAACGUAUAAAAAUCAAAAGGUCAGUUUGAUCUGCAACGCUUCUGGUGAGCCGUCACCCACAUUUUCUUGGUACAAAGAUGAUGAAAUCAUAGACGGUGAAUCUGAGAUAGUCCUAGAAAUUGCAAACAGUUCCAUCUACCACGCUGGAUUAUACCAUUGCGUAGCGGGGAACAUUAUCGCUAGACUAACAUUCCCGCCCUCAAGCGUGAGAGUUUCAGAAGAGGAAUCAAAACCGAUUCAUGAUGUAGUCACCACUCCAAGAAUUGCAGUUGCAUCGGCUAUAAAUGACGACAACGAUGGUUUGAAAAAGGAACACGCUGAUGACAAGGAGUCCUUUCCGCUUGUGGCUGUUAUGGUCCCCACGGUCGUGGUACUAGUUGUUGCCGCCGGAGUGGCUGCGUACAGUUGGCGGUUAUACAAAAGGAGACUGUCGAGGAAAGCUAAUGCUACAGCAGCAGCGUCAGUAUGAAUAUGGUGCGGCCAGACGUUAGUAAACCAGUAUUUAGACUGGAUAAGGUUGGCAAGAAUCCGGCGGAUAUCUAACUAAAGUCUUUCUUCUUUUUGUCAAAAUGUUAUAUUUAGAUUUUGUUUUUUUGUUUGAUAAUUUUGGGAGUGGUGUGGCAUAAAAGAUCAUAGGAUUACAUUUUGACUUUCGUAUAGGUUGCUUUCUCGAUUCAGACUUAUUUGUAUUUUGUUUAUCAUUCACAUACAAUAAUACAUUGCAUUUUGUUUUGGUUAUUAUGAUGUAAAAUUUAAGCAACGUAUCAUUCUUCUAUGAUAUUUCUCCUAACAUAAACAUUGGUUGGAAAUUUUUUGACGUAUCAUUAAUACAAAUUAAAAAAAAAAAACUAUUUGGACAAGGACAGUAGUCUAAAAUUCAAAUAUUUACCCUGUUUGGUACACGGUACGGGUUCCAUCAAAAAUAAACAAGAGAACCAAACGUACAAACACCACAAACAGACCACACGCGCAUCACAGUAGCUUCAUCAAUAAAAUUGAAUGGUGAGAUUCCCGCUUUGGGUGGUUUUUGUCUGCUAGCUUAACGUAUAUUUAAAAACAAGGAUAAUGUUUAUGAAUAUUAUAGCUUAUUUUAGCCUAAUAUAUGCAUUCUAUAUUUCCCAAUACAAUAACAAAUAGAUGUGCGACUGAAACAUAUACAACAUCUCCGCUGUUUGUCUGUCACGAGAUUCACGAGUUACAUAUUUAUUCACCUUACAUUUUUAUGGUGAGACAUACCAUAGUAUGUGAACUAAAUAUCCUACGUUGUAUUCUAGUUUCAUAGUCAGUUUGUUUUUAAAUCAAUUUUUAUUGUGUCUUUUUUCUUCUUUUUUGUGUACACAUAUGUAUUUUCUGAAGGAAAAGUUUUAGUUUGAUGUGCUUUUGUGAAAGAUUUUACUUUAUAUGAAACAUUGUGAAAUUUAUCUUGAAACAUUGUGAAAUUGUUCUUGAAUCAUAUAAGUUUGAAACAUUUAAAAAGGCGACAAAACAGAAAAGACAAUAUAAAAUAGAUAACUGGCCAUCCGGUUUUUGAAACUACAACCUUCAAUGCUUUAUGGUGCUUUUACAGAUUAAACAUAAAAGCGGACACAAACGAAAAUUCCAUCAGUUUCAAUCUUGUUUAAUUAUUGGUAAAAUGGUAUUUUCUCCGCGCAUGUGUCAUAAUAAA